GCGCAUCUUUAUUAUUAUUUAGGUAUCAUUCGUCGAUCGAAUGGGUAAAAUGUUAGAUACGAGGAUGUUUUGGCGCGUAUUUUUCUUUACCGUUUUAUUGCUGGUUAAUUAUUGUGGUGCUUUUAGCGUUAGGGAUGUCGAUCCAGCUGAUGUAUCGAAAUUGCAGGAAAUCAGGGACGAAAAUGAAUUCUUAACAAUCUGCUAUUACGCCGACUGGGUAGUAUUUCGUCGAGGCAAAGGGCAUUUUGAGCCAGAAGAAAUCUUGUAUCAACACUGCACUCAUAUCGUUUACGUGUUCGCUGUACUUGACGAUGAAACCAAAGACAGAAUGAUUCCUGGAGAGCCUACCAUUGAUAUAGAAGAAAAUCUUUUCGCCAGAGUCACCGAAUUGAAGAAAUACGGUCCCAAAGUACUUCUGGGUCUAGGAGGCUGGGUCGAUUCUACUCCAAAAUAUGGAGAAAUGUUACGCAGCAAUGAAUUACGUCAACAUUUAGUACAGCAAAUUUCUGAUUUCUUGAUUCAUCACAAUUUUGACGGAUUAGAAGUCGAUUUAUCAUUCCCCGGAGCAUAUCAGGGAAAUGAGACGAGUGGUACUCCUCAAGAUAAAGAUUACUACCUCAGUUUUCUGAGAGAGCUUCGUGAACAUUUCGACGUCAAAGCUCACCAACUGAAAAUAGAUAGAUUACUGCUCACCAUAUCUGGUCCAACGACAAACAAAAUGAUCGAUAUAGGAUAUCUCGUUCCUGGAAUUUUAACAUUAUGCGACUGGAUCGAAGUACUGACAUAUGAUUUUCAUGGAUUCUGGGAAAAUCGAACCGGUUUAGUGGCUCCUUUUUCAGCUCAACCAGGAGAUGAGCUAUAUGACGAGGAAGAAGUUGGUAACGUGCAAUCAGGAAUGGAUGUUUGGAUUAAACAUGGAGCUCCACCGAGCAAACUAGUGCUGGGUAUUCCAUUCUAUGGCCGUACAUUUUUGCUCACUGAUUCAAACAUGACUGAUAUCAACUCACCAGCUGAAGGAGAACCUGACGAAGGGGAGUAUACUCGUUAUUUGGGAUACUUAUCGUAUUACGAGAUAAUGGACAGAGUACAGAAAAAAGACUGGACAGUGGUUCACAAAGAAAACGUCGGUUCUUACGCUUACAAAGGCAAUCAAUGGGUUGGCUUUGAUGACAAAUAUGACGUCGCUGUUAAAGCCGACUACGUCAAACAGAAAGGUUUCAGAGGAGCAGCUAUCUGGACUCUAGGAUUGGACUGCUUCCAGAAAAAUUGUCCAGCCGGUCAGCAUCCUCUUCUAACGACAGUACGGGGCGUCUUAACAGGUGACAUAGAACUGAAAGAUGUUACCAAUUACCUCUGACAUAAUCGAUCGCAUAAUCUCCUAUUAUUAAGACGAAUGAAAUAAUCAGUGACAUUUGAUUGAUAAAUUUCGUCCUACUGUAAGCUCAUUUUACUUAACAGAUGAUGUAAAUUUUUAAUUCAUUUAAUAAAACGAAUUCUCUACCGUACAA
Messenger RNA from Planococcus citri (citrus mealybug), 1508 nucleotides. RefSeq names its product probable chitinase 10. Gene Ontology annotation, biological process: carbohydrate metabolic process; chitin catabolic process. Lineage: Eukaryota; Metazoa; Arthropoda; Insecta; Hemiptera; Pseudococcidae. Bases 41 to 1357 code for a protein of 438 amino acids. The record is from RefSeq and is a predicted model, not a curated record. The transcript is spliced from 8 exons. Gene Ontology annotation, cellular component: extracellular region. Gene Ontology annotation, molecular function: chitinase activity; chitin binding.